This is a messenger RNA of Brassica rapa (field mustard), 3321 nucleotides long. RefSeq names its product protein IDA-LIKE 3-like. Gene Ontology annotation, biological process: floral organ abscission. NCBI's taxonomy places the organism in Eukaryota, Viridiplantae, Streptophyta, Magnoliopsida, Brassicales, Brassicaceae. The record is from RefSeq and is a predicted model, not a curated record.
UUAAAAAAAAAUACAAGUAUCCAAUGGCAUAAACAACUUUGUAAAAUUAUCUAUAUUGAUUAUCAUUGGUUUUUCAGAAUUGAAAAAAGGUUAGAAAUCAAAGGAAAAAAAUAGUCUUUCAAAUGAGAAAAUUCAAUCAAUUUUUUGAGAUCUUUAUUUACCAUAUAAAGUUAUUCAAUGAUAAAAAAAAUGAAAUAUUAACUUUUUUGUUAGAGAAAUUUCAUUGAGUCUCUACCGAUAACAAUAUCCUAAUUCUUAUAAAUUAUCUGCGAGGAAUAUGGAAAAUGAAAAAUGAGAACAUGACUCUACAGUGCAACAUUUAAUUUACAUGUGCUAAGAGAAUGCAUUUGAAAGGUGCAGCUUGAUGGGAGAACUUUCAGCUAUACUCUGAGUAGCAAAGUAGCUUGAACAUAUAUCUUGGGCUCAUGUCUUGAAGUAUCACACGUUAUCAUUACUUUUGAUGUAUAAGGCUUGAUCAUGAUAGGUGUUGUGACUCGACCACCAGCUUAGCAAUCUUUCAGGAACCAUUUUGAAUUUUGAGUUCUUUAACUUAUAUAUCUGAUAGGAAAAUAGACUAAUAUACCCCCAUAACUUAUAAGCCAUUCAUGGAAACAAAUAAGAAAAAUUGUUCUUAAAAAAAACAAAUAAGAUAACUUAAUUAAAGACAGCUAAUAAGAAGUCUUACUCCUUGUUUUGGGUCAUAUAAAGAGCUAUAAAUUAAUCUUCUUCAUCUUCAAUCAGUAGUCUUCCCAAAUGGAGGACCAAUUAUAAAAAUACUAGUACAUGACUUCAUUAAAAGUAUACUAUGAUUUGUAUUCUCCUCGUUCCAAUAUCCCUAAUAGUAUAUUGUUUAGAUUAAUAGUAUAAGCUUUAUUACUUAACGACCAGUAGUAAUCCAUGAUUCCUUGACAAAAAAAAAAGUAAUCCAUGAUUAAUUUGGAAUCUUUGGAUAGGUGCCGUGGGUUCCUUAAACAUAAAAACAUAGGAAUAUAGCCAUAUAUAAGUCAACAUCUUCCAGUCACCAUCCUCUCUAUCUCUCUUCUUGAUGCGCCCAUAUUUUUUGCUAUUAACAAUUCAUAAUCUCCACUUUUUCAUUCCAUCACCUUCAACAGAAACACCCUUUUAAAAUAUUAUAUAAUUCCACCCAAAAAGCUUUCAACUAAGGAAUAUUUCCUCCUCCUUCUCGCUCUCAUUUUCUCUCAUCGGCUCCAACCUUUUAAUUUAUCAAAUGUUUUCUCAAAAUCGCAGAACAUCAAGAAUCAACCAACUCAUGAAAACAAUCCUUAUUCUUGGUCUUCUUCUUAUCCCUUCUAGUUGCUGCAAUGGAGCAGGAACCACGAACGUAUUCAGCACGAGUUCACCACCCAAAGUACAAGACCACAGAAGUGUACAGUAUUGGUGGUUCUUGCCACAUCGUUUCCCGGUUCCAGGUUCUGGUCCUUCCAGAAGACACAAUGACAUCGGUUUAAGUACUACUAGUACUCGAUCUUCUCCUUGAAGGAACCAGGAUAAGAAUCAAGAAGAAACUUAUUGAAGGAGCAUGGCCCAGCAAACAAGCAAGAAUAAAUCGGUUUCAUUGAAGGAAAUGAGCAAACAAGCUUUGUGGAUGUAGCAAGAUAAAAUCUUGUAAUUACUUGGAUAUCUCAGUAACUUGCAUAGAUCUAUACAGAAUAGUCUAGGGAAAUGUACUUCAGAUUGCUUGACUUGAACCGUGUUAAUGGUAGAGAAGUGAACUGGUCAAAACAUGAACAAUUAAAUCAGACAAGUGCUUGACUGGAGUUAAUAAAAUUAAUAAAUUAGUAACUAGAAAAUUUUAUUCAAUAUAUGAAACAACUUAAACAAAUUUUAAAACUUAAAACGACACUUAAUAUGAAACAUAAUGAAUAUUAAUCUAUUAUGACUUAGGUUCUAAAUGGUAAUAUUGCAGAAUAACUACAGUGCAAUUCUAAUAAUAACAAAAACAUAUAUAUGCAUAGAUAUAUCGAUUUUUUUACUAUUAUCUGAUGUGCGGUGUGGUUUUGUCCGUUACGUUUUGAAAUAAUUAAUGAACCAAUAUGUAUGUAUAUGUAUAUAUGUAUAUUUAUAUUGGUUCAUUAAUUAUUUCAAAACGUUACGGACAAAACCACACCGCACAUCAGAUAAUAGUAAAAAAUCGAUAUAUCUAUGUAUUUAUAUGUUUUUGCUGUUAUUAAAAUUGCACCGUAGUUAUUUUGCAAUGUUACCAUUUAUAAACUAAAUCAUAAUAAAGCUCAUUUUCCAAUCUUCCAUUUACCAUAUAUGGAAAUAGCGGAAUUCGAGAACCUUCACUGGCAAGGCUUCUCAUGUCUCAGUUGUUCAAAAACAACAGCCGUGAAUAGGCAGGCUAGAGAUAGCCUGCUCUCCAUACCGCCAUCUCCAAGAUACCGAAUUAUAAUGUGGAAAAUGUUUCUCCUUUCUCUCAAAACAAUGUUCUUUAUGCAUCAUCCAUUAGUUGCCAUAAUAUGUUUUUACAGAGGUAAACAAUAAAGUUAGCUUUUUUGUUGGUUUUUAAGAGCAUCUACAACCAUGGCUUUAGCAGGGAUUCUAAAUUUUUAAAGAAAAAGAAAAAAAAUUAGGAGAAAAAAUGGAGAAUAAAAUCUUAUAUCAAGACCUUUUAGAACUUCACUAUAUUUCCACAUAACAUUUGUAACUUAUACAUUAGUUGGAUUUUUAUUUUACAAUUAACUUUUAAUUCUCUAAUUAUAUUUUACUAAAAUAUUAAUAUUUUUUCUAUUUUAGAAAUUUUUUGGUGUUCUUAUUGUUGGAAGUGCUCUAAGAGCAUGAUGAAUAGUGGUCUAACAGGCUAAAACCCAAAUUGGUCUUACAAUUGAAACCUACUCUUCUUUGAUAAUGGUCUAUUACCUGCCCUUUACCAGUUUUUGCAACCUCCAGCAUCCUCUUGACUUUUUACAGCCAACUCUCAUUGAAAUGAUGUUGAUGAUGAUGUCUACUUCGUUGAAAACUUUUGGGAAUUUGGUUUUCUUACAACAACAAACUCUGUUUUAACGUCAAGCAAAAGGCAUCAGACGCUUCCCAGCUCACAAGCAGAGACUUUACUCCAUACUCAUUUAUGAUUAUAUCCCCAAUACGCUAAUUAAACCUUUGAUAGCUAAAUACAAGUAUAUGCACCUACAAAAUUCAGUUUAGAUGUUCUAAACUUUCAAUUAAUAUAAACUAACAUGAAUACAAAGUUUUAUAUUUUUGGGUCGUGUUAUAAAUGUUCUCAACUAAAGUACAAUGGUUAAACUUCUUAUAAAGCUUUUCCUUUAUUCCUGACUCGAUUCAACCAGACAUCAAAGGCCA